Molecule: messenger RNA, 1177 nt
Organism: Lycium ferocissimum
Lineage: Eukaryota; Viridiplantae; Streptophyta; Magnoliopsida; Solanales; Solanaceae
Product: probable aquaporin TIP3-2
Exons: 3
Coding region: 180-962 (260 amino acids)
Biological process (GO): transmembrane transport; water transport
Cellular component (GO): membrane
Molecular function (GO): water channel activity
Source: RefSeq, a predicted model, not a curated record
UUUUAAGCCUCAUCUCUUUCUUUGAGCUCUCUCUUCAUCUUUAUCUUCUUGAUUUCUUUGUGUGACUUCAUUCAUCUUUAUGUACUAACAAUAUCCAGAUCAAUAACAAUCUUAAUUACGGCUUAGAUUAGUGAUACUAAAGCAGCUAGUUGAUUGUGAAAAGACAAUUAUAAUUAUCUAUGGCUAUGCCAGCAAGGAGAUAUGCUUUUGGGAGGGAGGAUGAAGCCACUCACCCUGAUUCCAUGCGCGCCACCUUGUCGGAGCUUCUCUCAACCUUCAUCUUCGUUUUCGCCAGUGAAGGCUCUGUUCUUGCUCUUGAUAAGCUAUAUCCGGAUGCAGCAUUAGGAGCAUCAAGACUGACAGUGAUAGCGCUGGCACAUGCGUUAUCAUUCUUUGCAGCUGUAGCCUCUAGCCUCAACGUUUCUGGAGGACAUAUCAACCCAGCUAUUACCUUUGGUUCACUUGUGGGGGGCAGGAUUUCUGUCAUUCGUGCUGUCUACUAUUGGCUAGCUCAGCUUGUAGGAGCUGUUGUAGCCUCUCUUUUGUUGAGGCUUGCUACUGAUGGCUUCCGGCCACGGGGAUUUGCGGUUGCAGCAGGAGUUGGCAACUUGAAUGCACUUGUGAUGGAGAUAGUGAUGACAUUUGGACUAAUGUACACAGUGUAUGCAACUGCUAUUGAUCCAAGGAGGGGAAGCUUGGCCACCAUUGCCCCUCUUGCCAUUGCUUUCAUUGUGGGGGCAAACAUCCUGGUGGGAGGGCCUUUUGAGGGAGGAUCAAUGAACCCAGCAAGGGCAUUUGGGCCUGCUCUUGUGGGCUGGAGGUGGAGGAACCACUGGAUCUACUGGUUGGGCCCUUUUGUGGGUGCAGCACUGGCUGGACUUAUAUACGAGUAUGGGAUCAUACAGCAUGACACCAUUCCACGCCCCACUACGCAUCAGCCCUUGGCACCAGAAGAUUACUAAGAGGCAGUAGUCUUGCAUUUGUGAAUAAGAAAGGAUCGUGCUUAAAACUGAAACUUUUAUGUGAUGUUUUGAGUCCAGUCUAUGGUUUGCUUUUUAAUUCCAUCUUCUGAUGUUUUCUGCGUUAAAUACUUCUUUAUGUAGUUGAAUUUUGUAAGUUGCCGGAAUAAAGACAAUGAUCCCAGUAAUAGCAGAAAUAAGGUCGACUUUUAUCUUUU